Molecule: messenger RNA, 543 nt
Organism: Prorocentrum cordatum
Lineage: Eukaryota; Dinophyceae; Prorocentrales; Prorocentraceae
Source: the annotation of a GenBank genome assembly
AUGCCGAAGGUGGCGCCUGAUGCCAAGCCGCACAAGACAUUGCGGGCUGUGAGCCACAAGGACGAUCGAGGUUGGUGGCAUAUCAUUGACGCCAAGAACCGCAAUGUCGGGAAGCUUGCCGCGUUCUGCUCAAGGCUCCUGCAGGGGAAGCACCGCCGCGACUACCAGCAGCACCAAGUGACUGGGGACUCUGUGAUCGUGGUAAACGCGAUCAACGUGCAGUUCCCUGGCCACACCUGGGACACUAAGAUAUAUCGGUUCUACAGGAACAGGUUCACCGACCCACGAGGUCCGAAAAUCAUCACGGCAACGCGCUUGAUGAUGCUGAACCCUGGGAUCAUUCUGAGCCGGGCCGUGAAGGGAAUGCUGCCGAAGAACCUGUUACGGCCGAAUUGGCUUCGGCGUUUGUACGUGUAUCCCGGCGCCAUACACCCGCACUGGGACAUCCCACAGGCGGUCGUUCCCAUUGAAAAGCGUCCAGAGGUGGUGCCGCGCGCGUUCACUGUGAUGAUGCCGGAGCGGCAGAGGCGGCCCGAGGCGUGA